Molecule: messenger RNA, 1713 nt
Organism: Naumovozyma castellii
Lineage: Eukaryota; Fungi; Ascomycota; Saccharomycetes; Saccharomycetales; Saccharomycetaceae
Product: MFS transporter
Exons: 1
Coding region: 1-1713 (570 amino acids)
Source: RefSeq, a predicted model, not a curated record
AUGCAAGACUCCCAACAUAUAACUGAAGGUGGGAAUGCCGCCUUCCACAAUUAUGUUAAUGACUUCGCACAUAUUGAAGAUCCAUUGGAAAGAAGAAGAUUAGCCCUGGAAAAAAUUGAUAAUGCUAAAUUUGGUUGGGCACAAAUAAGAACCAUCCUCGUUGCCGGGGUUGGGUUUCUCACUGAUUCAUACGAUAUUUUCGCCAUCAACUUGGGUAUCGCCAUGAUGUCUUAUGUAUAUUGGCAAGAUAAGAUGCCCGCUUCCACUGCUACUUUAUUGAAAGUAUCCACCUCCGUGGGCACUGUCAUUGGUCAAGUUGGGUUCGGUACCAUUGCUGAUAUAGUGGGUCGUAAGAAAAUUUAUGGGUUAGAAUUGAUAAUUAUGAUUGUCAUGUCUGUACUACAAACCACCACGGGUGAAUCAAGAGCUAUUAAUUUUGUAGCCGUGUUGACAUUUUAUCGUAUUGUUAUGGGGAUUGGUAUCGGUGGUGAUUAUCCAUUGUCCUCCAUCAUUACUUCUGAAUUCGCUACGACUAAAUGGAGGGGUGCCAUUAUGGGAGCUGUUUUUGCCAAUCAAGCUUGGGGUCAGAUUGCAGCAGGUAUUGUUGCCCUUGUUUGUGUUGCUGCCUAUAAGGAUCAAUUGAUUGGUGCUGAAACCGCAGAAAUGUGUGGUCCCGAUUGUAUGAAAGCUUGCGAUCAAAUGUGGAGAAUAUUGGUUGGUUUAGGGGCAGUACCAGGGUUAGCAGGCUUAUAUUUUAGGUUAACCAUUCCAGAAUCACCAAGAUAUACAUUGGAUGUGGAAACAAACGCAGCACAGGCUUCUGAAGAUAUUGAAAAAUUUGUAACAAGUUCCACAUUAUUGGAGAAGAAUAGUUCCCAUAGUCACAUCAGCCCUAAUUCACAAGAAACACUAAUGGUUCAACCUCCAAAGGCCUCAUUUAAAGAUUUUUGUCGUCAUUUUGGUCAAUGGAGAUAUGGUAAGAUCCUAUUAGGGACGGCAGGUUCUUGGUUCAUGCUAGAUGUUGCAUUUUAUGGAUUAAGUUUAAACACUGCAGUGAUCCUACAAGCUAUUGGCUAUGCAGGUUCCGAAAACGUAUACAAGAAAUUGUAUAACUCUGCUGUGGGUAACUUAAUUUUAAUUUGUGCUGGUUCUUUACCAGGUUAUUGGGUCUCGGUCUUCACGGUGGAUACCAUUGGUAGAAAACCAAUCCAAUUGUUUGGGUUCUUCAUUCUUACUGUCUUAUUUUGUAUCAUUGGAUUCGCUUAUGAUAAAUUAAGUGAUAAAGGUCUGUUAGGACUAUACAUUGUUUGUCAAUUCUUUCAAAAUUUUGGUCCCAACGUCACCACGUUUAUCGUCCCAGGUGAAUGUUUCCCAACAAGAUAUAGAUCCACAGCUCACGGUAUUUCUGCAGCCUCUGGUAAAAUUGGUGCCAUUAUUGCGCAAACUGCAUUGGGUACUCUAAUUAAUCAUAAUUGUGCCAGAGAUGGUAAGAAGGCUAAUUGUUGGUUACCUCAUGUGAUGGAAAUUUUCGCACUAUUUAUGCUACUGGGUAUCUUCCUAACAUUAUUGAUCCCUGAAACAAAACGUAUGACAUUAGAGGAUAUAAGUGAGAAAUAUCACGAUGAGGUAGACCCUUCCAAGUUUGGCCAUAUUAUGGUCACUCACGAGAGCAGUAGCGCAGGCUCCACAUCAAAGCUGCCGGAAGAAUCCUGA